CUUAUCUCAAUUAGAAAACAGAACAAUCUUACCAAGUCAAUUACUUCAAGUCUUCAACUGUGAUCGAUCAAAUUCGAAGGUGUCUAACAAAAAUGGUGGAAAAGAAAGUUGUCAUCGUAGGUGGUGGUGUUGCCGGUGCUGUCCUGGCAAAAACUUUACAGCAUCAAGCCAGUGUCACCCUUAUUGAUCCGAAGGAGUAUUUUGAGAUUCCAUGGGCAACCUUGAGGGCAAUGGUUGAGCCAUCCUUUGCAGAAAGGAUUGUAGUCAACCACAGAGAGUACUUCACAAAAGGUGACCUUGUCAUAUCCAGUGCCAUCAACAUAUCUGAAACUGAAGUCUUCACUAAAGAUGGUCAGCAGAUUGCCUAUGAUUAUCUUGUCGUUGCAACUGGCCACUCAGACUUUUUCCCCAAAACCAGGAGUGAAAGAAUUGACCAAUACAAAGGAGAAAAUACAAAGAUAAAAUCUGCAAGUUCAGUGUUGAUUGUUGGGGGAGGUCCAACUGGUGUUGAGCUUGCGGCAGAGAUUGCGGUUGAUUUUCCUGAUAAGAAGGUGACUAUAGUGCAUAAAGGGUCAAGGUUGCUGGAAUACAUUGGGCCAAAGGCUUCAAGGAAGACAUUGAGGUGGCUCAAAUCAAGGAAAGUUGAUGUGAAACUAGAGCAGUCAGUUGACUUGAACUCCUCUACAGAGGGAAACAGGACAUACCUAACUUCAAUUGGAGAGACUAUUGAAGCAGAUGCACAUUUUCUGUGCAUAGGGAAACCACUUAGUUCAUCAUGGCUUAGUGAAACUAUUCUUCAUGAUAGUUUGGAUGGUAAUGGAAGGAUCCAGGUUGAUGAACACUUGAGAGUGAAGGGAAGGAGCAACAUUUUUGCAAUUGGAGAUAUUAUUGAUGUUAAAGAAAUCAAACAAGGGGUGUAUGCACAAGGUCAUGCUAAGUUGGUUGCUAAGAACCUGAGGCUAUUGAUAGAAGGAGGAGGCAAAGAGCAUAAACUUGGAACCUACAAAGCACAACCAACAAUAUCUAUUGUUUCACUUGGAAGGAAACAUGGGGUUGCUCAGUUCCCAUUCAUGACAAUCAUUGGAAGGCUUCCUGGCAUGAUCAAGUCAGGAGAUUUGUUUGUGGGGAAAACGAGAAAGGAAUUAGGACUCGAACCUAAUGUUAAAAAAUCUUAAUUUGAUAUCUUGUUCAGCUCAUCUUUUUGUAGUUACUGUUGUUGUGUAUGUGUAAGUUGAUUGAGUGUUUUCCUUUAGAGUGUAUUACUUCACAAAUUUCACUGUACCUGUAAAAUUUCUUCAUAAUUUUGAUUUUGUAAGUGUUGUACAUCUACUCUUCUGUAAUUUAAUUUUAUUCCAACAAAAUGAUUAAUUCGAGUUAUCAA
This is a messenger RNA of Lotus japonicus, 1381 nucleotides long. RefSeq lists its product as uncharacterized. Gene Ontology annotation, molecular function: electron-transferring-flavoprotein dehydrogenase activity; flavin adenine dinucleotide binding. The record is from RefSeq and is a predicted model, not a curated record. The coding region runs from base 93 to 1175 and encodes 360 amino acids. The transcript is spliced from 4 exons. Gene Ontology annotation, cellular component: cytoplasm. Lineage: Eukaryota; Viridiplantae; Streptophyta; Magnoliopsida; Fabales; Fabaceae.